Odobenus rosmarus divergens (Pacific walrus) is the source of this 2625-nucleotide messenger RNA. It is a transcript of the gene ZBBX, whose product is annotated as zinc finger, B-box domain containing. The transcript has 20 exons. Gene Ontology annotation, cellular component: motile cilium. Lineage: Eukaryota; Metazoa; Chordata; Mammalia; Carnivora; Odobenidae. Gene Ontology annotation, molecular function: zinc ion binding. The record is from RefSeq and is a predicted model, not a curated record. Gene Ontology annotation, biological process: cilium movement.
AUGAACACCAAAGAUUUUGUAGUUCUUCCAUGGGGAAAACCUGGAAAUUCUGUAAAGCUGAAAUACAAAAAUGCUCAGGAACUGAGGAUGGAGAAGGUCCAGUUAGAAUUGGAGAACCAACAGAUGGAAAAGACGCUACAGGAAUUCCAGUCAGCUCGGAGCAAAGGAAAGGAAGAAAGAGAGUCAAGUGGUUAUCGCUGGAAAUCUGGACAAGUGGGAAAAUUGGGUAAUCAAUCACUCUUGAUGUCACAAAAUAAAGGAAAUAUUAUUAAGCUUUCUGCUGGAAAAGUGAAAUUAAAAUUACUGAAGGAGCAACUUCAAGAGCCAGUGAAACCACCACUUAAUUAUAAGAUGGCCAAUCCUUCUGAAAGUGAAAAAUCCAAGAUAAAAGGGAAGGUUUGUGGACAGUGUGAGAACCAAGCUGCUGUGCUGAUAUGCCUUGAAUGUGGAGAAGAUUAUUGUUUGGGUUGCUUUGCUAAAAUUCACCAGAAGGGGGCACUGAAGCUCCAUAGAACAACUCUUUUGCAGGCAAAAUCUCAAAUAUUAUCCAAUGUAUUGGAUGUUGCCCAUCGGUUUAUCAAGGAAGUUAAUCCAGAUGAACCCAGAGGGGAUAAUCAUUCUACAAAAGAGAUUAGUAAAAGUCAGAAUAAACCCAAAUCUCUUCUUAUACAGGGGAGCAACUCUGGGGUAGAAGUUCCAACCACAAAAAGAGCAGAGUGUUCAAAUUCAAAAGAUAGGCUCUUCUGUGAAGGGUCAUUUGAUGAAGAAGCUUCUGCCCAGUCCUUUCAGGAAGCUUUAAAUCAGUGGAGAACUGGACAUCAAGAUGACAACGAGAAACAGAACUUACAUGCAGCAAAAGCAGACUCGUUGGAAGAAUGUGAAGUACAAACUAAUCUGAAAAUUUGGAGGGAACCACUCAAUAUUGAAUUUAAAGAAGACAGUCUAUCCUAUUUGGAAAAAUUAUGGCUUAAAAAACACAGAAGAACUCCACAGGAGCAACUUCGAAACAUGCUACCGGAUACAUUCAUACCUCAAUGUAAAACUGCUAGUGAGGCACAGUGUUCCCAGAAUGAAAGUGAUGAAGAUAGUGAUGUUGAGGAGACCAAAGUACAACACCCAGAGCUUUUUCUGCCAGUAGAAGAAUUAAACAUAGAGAGACCUGAGCCAUCUCUAAAAAUAGUUGAACUGGAUGAUACUUAUGAAGAGGAAUUUGAAGAACCAGGAGACAUAGUUCCCUACAAAGUUGAGUUAGCAGAUGCAGACAGUCAACGAAGGUACACAUUUCAUGAUUAUCAGAAUACUUUUCUAUAUGAAACUGACAUCCAUCAACAUCAUGUUUUCACCAAGGGAAAAACAGACCUCUUACAUCUUCAUCUGAACACCAGCUCUUCUUACUGUAAAAAUAACUCAAAAGCAGGAACUUCAAAUGCAGAAUUUGACAUCACUGUGGAUCCUGAAGUUUAUUCUCCUGCCAUUGAGAAAUUAGGGGAAAGCAGCUUUUCUGAAAGAAAUUUCAAGGAGAAAAAGAUAGAUAUGGAAAGUAAUCAAAAGUCUGGUGAUUCCUGCGUAUCACUUGAGAGCAAGGAUUCUUUGCCAAGUAUAGAUUUAAAAAAACCUUCCAUUAAGGAGCAAUUGUCUCAGGACAUCAAAGAAUCCUCGGAAUUUAACAAUCUGCAUGAGAGGCCAAACUUUGAAGAUUCUAAAACUACAGAGUCACCACUGUUGUUACAAGAAAUAGCCCUCAGAAGUAAGCCUAUAACUGAACAAUAUCAAGGACUUGAAAGAUUCUUUGUUUUUGAUAAAAAUGAAAGACUCAACCUCCUUUCCUCUCAAAACUUAGAAUGCAGCUAUUCCAGUACUAGGAUUACAAUUGCAGGAGACAGAGAGUGGAUCCCAGACCAUAGCAUAAGUGCAUAUCCUGAUAAUGCAGUUGCCUUGGGUGUUCUGCAGAGUGCCCAGAACCCGUCAACGAGCAGAACACAACAAAAGAUGGGCCAGAUAUCACAGAGACCUUCAACAGCAAAUUUACCCCUUUCCAACUCUGUUAAAAAAAGCUCCAGCUGCCUUGUCUCCUCCCAUCCUCGAUCAAGAAGUGUGGCUGCUCGACCAUUAUCUAGAGCUGCUUCUGAAAUUUCAGAAAUUGAAUAUAUUGAUAUUACUGACCACUCUGAGCCUUUCCUAGAUGGCACUGCUGAUCAGCAAACCUUAGAAAGUUUGGAAAAAGAAUUAAAUGUGCUGAGAAAUCUUGCAGAUCCUUCAGAAAAGCUUUACAGCCUAACCUCAGAAGAGUUACCAGCCUUCAACAACCAUUCGCUGAACAUAAGUCAGACUACCCUAGAUUUCCGUAAGACCUCCAGUGCAAGAGGCCUCUGUGCAGUUGAGGAAUGGUGCUCUUCUGAAAGAGAUACUGAAACUCAGUCUUUGCUGACACUUUCUGAAAGCAGCACAGAUGAGGAGGAAGAGGAUUUUCUUGAGAAGCAACAUGUCAUCAUGCUACCGUGGUCAUAGAGGACCUCCAUAUUUCUCAGAGCUCAUCAUUGCCUCUCAGCCUCAUCAGAUGUGGUUGACUACUCCAUCGUCCUUGAAAUUGUUGUUCACAUGUUUGGGGAUACCACACCCUCAUGA